GAGGUUUCUCCAUUUGCCUUGGGGUUUUUGCCUUCUUCACUGUUUCAGGGUUCCAAUUCCAAGAUGAACCAUCUCGUCCGUACCAAAUCCGUCGGCUCGGUCGCCGUCAGGUCUCUCCGAUACCUCCGCCAAUCUUCCGAUGCCGCUCCGUCACCGGUCUUCUCAUCCUCGUUCGCCGCCGUCCGCCGCUUCAGCUCUGGAGGUUAUCCCUUUAACAACAGUUUCCAGAUAACGCCACCGGUGAACUGGGGGGUCCGGAUUGUGCCGGAGAGAAAGGCAUACGUGAUCGAACGGUUUGGGAAGUACGUGAAAACGUUGCCGUCGGGGAUUCACUUCCUCAUUCCCCUCGUGGAUCGCAUUGCUUACGUCCAUUCUCUCAAGGAAGAAGCCAUUCCGAUUCCGAACCAGACUGCCAUCACGAAAGAUAAUGUUAGCAUCCACAUUGACGGUGUUCUCUAUGUUAAGAUAGUGGAUCCUAAAUUGGCUUCCUAUGGGGUUGAGAAUCCUAUAUAUGCGGUCGUACAGCUAGCUCAGACUACAAUGCGUAGUGAGCUUGGUAAAAUCACGCUUGACAAGACUUUUGAAGAAAGGGACACUCUUAAUGAGAAGAUAGUGGAAGCAAUCAAUGUUGCUGCAAAAGAUUGGGGGCUUCAGUGUCUACGAUAUGAGAUAAGGGAUAUUAUGCCCCCUCAUGGAGUUAGGGCUGCUAUGGAAAUGCAGGCUGAAGCUGAACGUAAAAAGAGAGCCCAGAUCCUUGAAUCUGAAGGAGAGAGGCAAGCCAAUAUCAAUAUUGCAGAUGGUAAGAAAAAUGCUGUAAUCCUGGAAUCAGAAGCUGCAAAGAUGGACCAGGUCAAUCGAGCGCUAGGUGAAGCAGAAGCAAUAUUGGCUAAAGCACAAGCAACUGCCAAGGGGCUUGCAUUGCUAUCCGGCUCCCUCAAGGCAACAGGGGGAGUAGAGGCAGCCAGCCUAAGAGUUGCAGAGCAAUACAUUACUGCCUUCGGCAACAUUGCCAAGGAGGGGACAACACUGUUGCUUCCGAGUACUGCUGCCAACCCUGCUAACAUGAUUGCACAAGCUUUAACGAUGUACAAAAGCCUCGUCAACAAUGGUACCAAUGGCAGCUACCAGGAAAGCGCAAUGGUAGAAUCCUCGGGGGACAUUGUCGACAAACAUUCACCCGAAGAAUCUAAGAACCAAGGCUCAUCCACUAGAGGAUUAGCUAAACCAGACCACCUUGGGGAAUCGCAAUUCUCUCUUCAACGUCCCUCGAAGGAGGAGCCGUGGUAGCCGAACAAGGGAAUAAUGAUUCAUUUAUGCAGGUAAAAAGAAAAAAGAAAGAAACCGGGAGCCUUUUCCCAAUGUAAGACUCAAAACUUUUCUUUGCCAAGAGCUUUUUGAACAUUGCCAUUCUGCAAAUCGAGCUCCAACUUUCGUCAGGUAUAUGGUCUGAAACAUUGUCUUUUGCUCUUGCACUCCUUAAUUCCGCUGCAUGGCAUAUGAUAAUCGGGCGGUACAUAAUGAAUCGAUAUUUGGACCGCUUUGGUUCAUUGAUCGUGUUA
Messenger RNA from Tarenaya hassleriana, 1559 nucleotides. Its product is annotated as stomatin-like protein 2, mitochondrial. The record is from RefSeq and is a predicted model, not a curated record. The coding region runs from base 64 to 1287 and encodes 407 amino acids. NCBI's taxonomy places the organism in Eukaryota, Viridiplantae, Streptophyta, Magnoliopsida, Brassicales, Cleomaceae. Gene Ontology annotation, cellular component: membrane. The transcript has 9 exons.